AUGAAAGACCCACCAGACACGCAGGAAGCUCCCGAGGCCCUGAAGACUGAAAUCCCCACGCAGGAUGACAUGACGCAGAAACCAGAGCAGUACGGAUGGCAGAGUCCAAAGACACAGACACUGUUGAGCCAGGACCCUGAGACACAUGUAGCUGGAGAAGGAGAGGACUAUUUCCUUUCUUUGUUUGGUGACUCAAAGAAGCUUAUCUCACGCUCAUCCCAUGUGCAGGAGACUUGCAAACACUUUUCAAUGAUUCUUGAAGAAGUUGGCCAGUCCAUAUCCAGUUCUCUGGGCGACAUUAAAAUAGCUGAAGUGAACGUCAUGGGCUUGUUUGUGAAGCUUGUUAACUCUUCCCGGGACAAAGAACUGGACAUUGGAGGUCACACCCUGCAGCAAAAUGUGAAUGGACAGCCGGUGUCUCUCUACUGCUUCGUCCCCAACACUGUGAUGCAGGCCAACUCCAUGGUGACAGUGUGGGCAGCAGCAUCAGAAGGGAAGCACCAGCCCCCCUCGGACUUUGUGUGGAAGGAGCAGGUCAAGUUCCAGUCGACUCCUGACUGCACGACCAUCCUGUGCAAGCCCAGUGGUGAGGCUGUGGCGUGGUACACGCCCAUCCACUGGAAGCAAGCGUGGGAAAAGCUGGAGACCGACAUUGAGUUUGACCGCUGCUCUGUGGUCACCCCCACAUUCCGAAGGCAUGUGUUUCGCUGGACAGCGUCAGAAACCACGAUGACCAAGGAGAAACAGGACGAGCCUAAGGAGGACCCGACCGGGCCCCAGGAGGAGCAAGGCCUGCAGCUUCUUAAGAGAGAAAAGGAAAUCCCACCGUCUCUUUUCCCUAACCGCAGUCCAUGGUGCAACAGUCCCUGUGCCCCUGCACACCCCUACAGCCCUCUGAUUGACCCGCACAAGGCCUCCUGCACCAGGAGCAGCUCACGGCCCAGGCCUCAGCCAGCCAAGCCCAGUCCAGCCCCAGACACAAGACCCGGAGGCCAAGGGACAGCUGGACAUGUGGACACCAAGCGCAAAGACUGGGUUUCUCCCCGCGGCUGCCGCAGUAGCGUCUGUGUCAACAUUCUGUACGAUGGCCAGGAACAGAAGCUGUGA
Molecule: messenger RNA, 1107 nt
Organism: Castor canadensis (American beaver)
Lineage: Eukaryota; Metazoa; Chordata; Mammalia; Rodentia; Castoridae
Source: RefSeq, a predicted model, not a curated record